AUGUCGUUUUCAAUUUCUCAUGACAGUCCUUUCGCAACUGCAUAUUCCUCUUUCCACACCUUUUCAUCCCCAAGAGGAGUCGGCACCAAAAAUUUAAAAUCAAGGCUGAAUACUGCAGUUUCUCCUGACUCACCAAAAGAUUUCCAAAUGAAGCAUGUACCAAUUAUUACUGGCGAACUGAAAGCUGAAGAGCUAUCCAGAGGAUACCACACAAUGACCUCUUACGAUGCUUUACAUCUUUCUCCUCCUGCUACUGUUGUAGCACAGGAAAAAAGAAAAUUUAACUAUCAAGAUUUCAAUAUAAAAGGACACAGAAAUGAUUUUGAUUUCUCUACUCUUAAGCCGAGUCACUUAUGUGACUUAUUGGCUGAUAAGCGGCCUGAUGUAAAAAAUAAAUCUCCUUUCUAUUCUACCUAUGAGAGUAAGCUAAAACAUGAUGGUUUUGGAUUGAAUAGAGGAGUUUUUACUGUAAAUUCUAACCAAAGCUAUAGGGUGCAGAGAUUUAGUGAGAACUUGCAAAGCUCUCUGGAAGAUAGGCUGAGAAAAACAGCAAAACAUUGGGAAUUUCCAAUAAUGCAAACUAUAAAAAGCGAAAAAGAUUUAAAGCUUGAUGAUGAUUUAGUAAGGAAAACUUUACCUGUUUCAUUAUGGGCUAAUAAAAUGAGUAUGGAAAGAUUUUUAAAAAAUUCGGCCAAUAAAGCAAAAACUAGUGUGAGAAGCUCAAGGCUUGAUAGCGGUAAGAAAGAUAUUAAUUCAUUUGAAAAUGCACUCAAAAAAAGAGGAGGGUCUAUGGGCUUUACUGAAGUUAAUACUUUUGCGUACUUAAAAAAGCCAAAAAACCCGAAAGUGAGAUUGUCACUAGUUUAA
Blepharisma stoltei is the source of this 867-nucleotide messenger RNA. NCBI's taxonomy places the organism in Eukaryota, Ciliophora, Heterotrichea, Heterotrichida, Blepharismidae. The record is from the annotation of a GenBank genome assembly.